AUGGCAGCUGAGGUGAAUGGCAGUUCCGCUCCGGUUAAGGAGGAAGACGAGCCCAUGGACAUAACUGUAACACACACAGAGAACUACCAGACACUCAUAGACGCAGGCCUUCCACAGAAAGUGGCGGAGAGCCUGGAUAAUAUAUUUCAGACUGGUAAGUGCAAGGGGGGGGGUGUUCACAGUACUUCUUGAUUGCAUUGCAUGAUAUUGUAUAUUUGUAUAUCUGCAAGCUCAAGAAGACUGUAUCAACCAAAGGAUUCCACCUUGGUCAGUGGUCAUAUGAUGUAAGUCACGUUGAGUGAAGGGGUCAGUGAGCAUUGAGCUCAUAGCUGUGUAAUGGUGGCAUGCAAAGAGUGCCCUCUCCCCCGGGCGAGGACAUUAUUAUGUUUCAGUGACUCUCACCAGGAAUGUAUGCCUUAGAUGUGACCCUAUAAAUAAAACGGUGGCUGCGGAUCCGACUUUUCCUGAACCUUUCUUCCCGACAACUAAAGGUCAGAGAGGGCCUGCGCAUGUGCACGAUUCUCCCAGAUGAUUUCUUAUGUAGCCGCUGCCCCCUCCUUCCUCUCUGCGGUGAUGAUCGGACAUCUUUGCCUGGUGUCGUCUACAAACUUCGACAUGUUGUACAAUAGACAUGAUCGACUUAUUGUACAACAAACUUUUUUGUCUGUUGUAAGAGUAGGCUAUUGCAAACAUAAGCACAACACAAAUAGGCAGUCUAAGUAACGAUUUCAUGUUCUAUUUUCAGGAGGCAGUACAUGCAGCUAUUUAGACAGCAUAUCAAACACAAGCUAGACACAGACAUGCAGUCUAAAUAGCGAUGUUAUUUUUUUCACCAUCGUUGCAAACAUUUGCAAAGCAGUGGGCAGACAAGAGGUCAAAGUAGUAGUGUUCUUUUUUAGCUUCUCAGGCUACAAUAUGGAAGCAUAACUAUAAAGAUGACAUCAUUACAAAUGUACACGUGUGGUUACAACGCAGAUUGUUUUGCCCCAAUGCAUUGUGUAGACUGCACCCCUGCUUGUGCUACGACAUUAUCCUUAGUUUCAACAGACAGAGAAGGUUGUAGCCUACACCCUAAAUGAGCCUACAAAAUGUAUUUAUUUUUGGAAUGUUCAUUGAAAUAGCCGCAGGUUUGAAUUCUGCUGCUCAGAAAUAUGAGGCAGAGACGUAGGCUACAUCAUCAUGUCGAUCAAAUUGGUUGAGGUUUCAGAAGAGGGUGAGUAAAGAGAGAGAUGUGAAGGGGGAGGUUGAGCAGCAGCUACAGACAUUUGUUUUGCGUAAAAUAAUACAUGCGCAGAACGUAAAUCGGAUCUUCAGUUCUGGGGGGGGGGGGGGACAGGGUGGCGGGGCGGUUACCUACGGAUCCGCAGCCUCCGCCUAAAUAUAAUUAUCUCUCUCUGUCUCUCUCUGUGUGUUGUGUGGUUGUAUGUGUGCAUUCCAGGACUGGUGGCUUACGCUGACCUGGACGAGAGAGCCAUCGACGCUCUGAGGGAGUUCAAUGAGGAGGGAGCCCUGUCAGUGUUAAUGCAGUUCAGGGAGAGUGACCUGUCACAUGUGCAGGUGAGUGGUCCUGUCCACACUGUCCCUCAAGAGUAGUCAUACAAAGACGCUACAAAGAGUCAAAGUGAUUUACACUAAAUGCAAUUUGUCCUCUCUCUCUCUCAGAACAAAAGUGCAUUUCUCUGUGGUGUGAUGAAGACAUACAGACAGCGAGAAAAGCAAGGAAGUAAAGUUCAAGAAUCCACAAAGGGUCCUGAUGAGACUAAGAUAAAGGUGAACAAAAUGUUUCUUCUUUUCCCCAUAAGCUGAUGUUUUAACAAUGAUGGACAUAUGGCCUAAAGGCCUCUGAAUGAAUGUAUCUGUCGUUGAUGCUGUCUAGGCUCUUCUGGAAACAACAGGUUACACUUUGGACGUCACCACAGGACAGAGGAAGUAUGGGGGGCCUCCACCUGACGAGGUGUACUCAGGGGCCCAGCCUGGAAUCGGAACAGAGGCAAGAAGCUCAACCUCUUUUCUAUUGCCUGUCAAAGACACAGCCGUCUCAUGCAGGCAAUUGGCUGUUAAGGAGGUGUCCUCUCAAUUUUGGGCUGUUGAAAAAAUCUUUGCAACCUUAUGGAAAUGAAUGCUAGUGUAUUAUGUUUCAACAUUUGUAAGGUGCAAUAAGUCCGAUUUUUGUCCACAAAUACAGGGGAAGUCGGAAGUUUACGUACACCUUAGCCAAAUACAUUUAAACUCAGUUUUUCACAAUUCCUAACAUUUAAUCCUAGUAAAGAUUCCCUGUUUUAGGUCAGUUAGGAUCACCACUUCAUUUUAAGAAUGUGAAAUGUCAGAAUAAUAGUAGAGAGAAUGAUUUCUUUCAUCUUUUAUUUCUUUCAUCACAUUCCCAGUGGGUCAGACGUUUACAUACACUCAAUUAGUAUUUGGUAGCAUUGUCUUUAAAUUGUUUAACUUGGGUCAAACGUUUCGGGUAGCCUUCCACAAGCUUCCCACAAUACGUUGGGUGAAUUUUGGCCCAUUCCUCCUGACAGAGCUGGUGUAACUGAGUCAGGUUUGUAGGCCUCCUUGCUCGCACAUGCUUUUUCAGUUCUGCCCACAAAUGUUCUAUAGGAUUGAGGUCAGGGCUUUGUGAUGGCCACUCCAAUACCUUGACUUUGUUGUCCUUAAGCCAUUUUGCCACAACUUUGGAAGUAUGCUUGGGGUCAUUGUCCAUUUGGAAGACCCAUUUGCGACCAAGCUUUAACUUCCUGACGUCUUGAGAUGUUGCUUCAAUAUAUCCACAUAAUUUUCCUUCCUCAUGAUGCCAUCUAUUUUGUGAAGUGCACCAGUCCCUCCUGCAGCAAAGCACCCCCACAGCAUGAUGCUGCCACCCCGUGCUUCAAGGUUGGGAUGGUGUUCUUCGGCUUGCAAGCAACUCCCUUUUUCCUCCAAACAUAACGAUGGUCAUUAUGGCCAAACAGUUCUAUUUUUGUUUCAUCAGACCAGAGGACAUUUCUCCAAAAAGUACGAUCUUUGUCCCCAUGUGCAGUUGCAAACCGUAGUCUGGCUUUUUCAUGGCGGUUUUGGAGCAGUGGCUUCUUCCUUGCUGAGCGGCCUUUCAGGUUAUGUUGAUAUGGUCCUCUGUAGCUCAGCUGGUAGAGCACGGCGCUUGUAACGCCAAGGUAGUGGGUUCGAUCCCCGGGACCACCCAUACACAAAAAUGUAUGCACGCAUGACUGUAAGUCGCUUUGGAUAAAAGCGUCUGCUAAAUGGCAUAUUAUUAUUAUUAUUAUAUAGGACUCGUUUUACUGUGGCUAUAGAUACUUUUGUACCUGUUUCCUCCAGCAUCUUCACAAGGUCCUUUGCUGUUGUUCUAGGAUUGAUUUGCACUUUUCGAACCAAAGUACGCUCAUCUCUAGGAGACAGAACACGUCUCCUUCCUGAGCAGUAUGACGGCUGCAUGGUCCCAUGGUGUUUAUACUUGCGUACUAUUGUUUGUACAGAUGAACGUGGUACCUUCAGGCAUUUGGAAAUUGCCCCCAGGGAUGAACCACACUUGUGGAGGUCUACCAUUUUCUUUCUGAGGUCUUGGCUGAUUUCUUUUGAUUUUCCCAUGACGUCAACAAAGAGGCACUGAGUUUGAAGGUAGGCCUUGAAAUACAUCCACAGGUACACCUCCAAUUGACUCAAAUGAUGUCAAUUAGCCUCUAAAGCCAUUACAUCAUUUUCUGGAAUUUUCCAAGCUGUUUAAAGGCACAGUCAACUUAGUGUCUGUAAACUUCUGACCCACUGGAAUUGUGAUACAGUGAAUUAUAAGUGAAAUAGUCUGCCUGUAAACAAUUGUUGGAAAAAUUACUUGUGUCAUGCACAAAGUAGAUGUCCUAACCAACUUGCCAAAACUUUAGUUUGUUAACAAGAAAUUUGUGGAGUGGUUGAAAAACUAGUUUUAAUGACUCCAACCUAAGUGUAUAUAAACUUCUGACUUCAACUGUACAUGCCUUUUGUACAACUCCAUAAUUGAUACAAUCAACAUCUACACCAUACAAUGAUUUCAUGGGUCACAAUAAAUGAUACAGUGGCCAUAUCAUCAGAUGAAGCGUAGCAAUAGACUAGAUGAAAGACAAUUUCAGGGAUGAAAAAUUGUCUUGUGAAUCGUGUUGCUUCUUAGGCAAUCCACCAAAAUGCUAAUGUUCGGGGACAGCAUGUCUGAGAUUUUAAAACAUCUGGGCCUAAUCUCUUUUAUGACAGUAAACAGACAGUAAAAAUAAAUAGAGAAGAAGCAAAAAUAUGAAUAAAAUGAUUAAACAUCGCUCUGGUGCAUUGAGUGAUGUCAGUGAUGGAAGCCCACUGGGCACAGACAUCAGUUCAACGUCUAGUUUUGAUUUACAUUUUGUUGGGUUGUCAACUAAUGUGAAUUCAACGUGAAAUCAACAAAGAAAUGUCACCUUGUUUAUUUGGAUCCCCAUUAGCUUUUGAACUUGUGUCAUGCACACAGUAGAUGUCCUAACCGACUUGCCAAAACUAUAGUUUGUUAACAAGAAAUUUGUGGAGUGGUUGAAAAACGAGUUUUAAUGACUCCAACCUAAGUGUGUGUAAACUUCAGACUUCAACUGUAUACCCAAAUUAAAAUCUAUUAUAUGUGAAUAGUUUAUGGUUAGUGAAUAGUGGUCCUCUGUAGCUCAGCUGGUAGAGCACGGCGCUUGUAACGCCAAGGUAGUGGGUUCGAUCCCCGGGACCACCCAUACACAAAAAAAAUGUAUGCACGCAUGACUGUAAGUCGCUUUGGAUAAAAGCGUCUGCUAAAUGGCAUAUUAUAUUAUUAUUAUAAUGCCAUAAUGCAGUUCCAAACUUGCUAGAAAACGUUUGCGCUAUUGGAACUAAAUAAACACUGCACUUUGAACCACAACAUUUUUAGUAUAGGUAGACAAAGGCAGGAAUGUCAACUUUACAUUUUAGUCAUUUAGCAGACGCUCUUAUCCAGAGCGACUUACAGUUAGUGAGUGCAUACAUUUUUCAUACUUGCCCCCCAUGGGAAACGAACCCACAACCCUGGCGUUGCAAGCGCCAUGCUCUACCAACUGAGCUACACGGGACUAGUGAUGUAGUUUUAUUGGGAUUUGCAGCUGUUGUUGGUACGUAAUGAAUCUACAAGCUUCUGAAACAUCUUACUCAGCCUUUAAAGUUAUGAUAUUAUCUAAUAUGCCUUUUCACAAAUCGACCUCUUUAAGUUUCUAGAGAGCGCCAUCUUGUCCAAGUCAAAAAUGCAUUGAAUAAAGUCAAUGCUACACAGUAUGCAUGUAAUUUGACAUUUUGAUCUUAUCGAUGCAGGUAUUUGUUGGCAAGAUCCCCAGAGACCUGUAUGAGGAUGAGCUGGUCCCUCUGUUUGAGAAAGCUGGGCCCAUUUGGGACCUGCGUCUGAUGAUGGACCCCCUCCUUUCGGGUCAGAACAGAGGAUAUGCCUUCAUCACCUUCUGCAAUAAAGAUGCUGCCCUAGAGGCCGUCAAGCUUGUAAGAUUUCCCCUUUUAAUCACCACAAGUAAAGAGCAUGACUUGGUCAUUUACAGUGUUUGCUUCUAACCUUUUAGACAGGUUGGUCACUGUGUCUUAUCAUGCCAGAGUUAUCUGGGAAGUGCAACUGUGCAUGACUUAUCUGUGUGGGGCUCAAUUUUGAGAACACCUUUUGUUGAUAUUUUUGUUCUAGUGUGAUAAUUAUGAAAUCCGGUCGGGUAAAUACCUGGGUGUCUGCAUCUCUGUCGCAAACAAUCGGCUGUUUGUUGGGUCAAUUCCAAAGAACAAGACAAGAGAAAGCAUAUUGGAAGAUUUCAGCAAAGUCACAGGUUAGAGAAAGAUCAGUACCAUUUUUGUAUCAUAUUUCUUUGUGCCCUCAAUCUAAAUAAUGUUUUAUAUUUGAAAUGUUGGCUGACAAGUAAAAGGAAAUUGGAGAUACUUACAUACUUUCAGAGAUAGUUAGUUGGAGAUUAUUACGUUUUCUGAGAAGAUCAGUGAUUUGUUCCUACAUGUUUUAUUCAUGAUUGAAUACCUGGGUACCACACCUAGAUAUAAAGACCUCAAAUCAAAUUGUAUUUGUCACAUACACGUGUUUAGCAGAUGUUAUUGCGGGUGUUUUGCGAAAUGCUUGUGCUUCCAGCUCCUACGGUGCAGUAAUAUCUAACAAGUAAUAUCUAAAAAUGUCACAACAUUUACUAAAUACACACAAAUCUAAGUAAGGAAUAGAAUUAAGAAUGACAUAUCUGCUGUUCUUUCACUGUCUUCAUACUGUAUAUUAGUUGGUGCAGCCCUGUGUGUUCUAUUCUUACCGGUGACCUCAUGUCCUAGUCAAUCAUAUGACACUCAUAUUAUACAAUCAGUGGAAUGGAGGCUUUUCCUGUGAUUUCUUUUUUGGACCAUGCACUUCUGUGUGCUUCCACCAGAGGGCCUCGUAGAGGUGAUACUCUACCACCAGCCAGACGACAAAAAGAAGAACCGUGGCUUCUGCUUUUUGGAAUACGAGGACCACAAAACUGCCGCCCAGGCCCGUCGCCGCCUCAUGAGUGGCAAGGUGAAGGUGUGGGGGAACCCUGUUACUGUUGAGUGGGCAGACCCAGUAGACGAACCGGACCCAGAGAUUAUGGCAAAGGUAAGGUCCUGAAGAUCCCCCCCUCCCUCAGGCUAGUGUCUGACAACAACAAAGGGAUGUUAAAUCACAGAUUCUAGGGUGUAGAGUAAAUACCCAGAUAUCUUUCAUGUAGAAAACAUUACACUGAGAGAACUGGCCGUCCCAUUCCAGAGAACAACUUCUAAACUCUCUUGUGUGGAUCUUCCACCAGGUAAAGGUGCUGUUUGUGAGGAACCUGGCCACACCGGUCACAGAGGAUCUUCUAGAGAAAACCUUCUCCCAGUUUGGGAAGUUGGAGCGGGUCAAGAAGCUGAAAGACUAUGCCUUUGUGCACUUUGAGGACAGAGAUGCUGCCGUAAAGGUGAGUACUGGCGUCUUCUAAACCUCCUUGGAGUAUGCAUGCUAUGUGUUUGCCUUGUGCUUGUAGAGAAUCUCUGGGAAAUUCACUUGGGGAAACCCACCACCGUUUAGGCAAUGCAACAAAUGAACGGCAAAGAAUUGGAAGGCGAGGAGAUAGAGAUUGUUCUGGCGAAGCCUCCGGACAGGAAGAGGAAAGAGCGUCAGGCCCAGAGACAGCCAACCAGGACCUCAGGGUGAGUAGAGGUCGACCGCACCUAGCCACGCCCAGUCCGCUUGGAGUGGCUGGUAUGACUGUAAAAUGUUUUCUUGCCUUCGGAAAGUAUUCAGACCCCUUGACUUUUUCCACAUUUUGUAACGUUACAUCUUAUUCUAAAAUGGAUUAAAAAUAAAAAAAAAUCCUCAGCAAUCUACACACAAUACCCCAUAAUGACAAAGCGAAAAAAGUUUUUUUGUAAUUUUUAGAAAUGUAUUUCAAAUAAAAAACAGAAAUACCUUAUUUACAUAAGUAUUCAGACCCUUUGCUAUGAGACUCGAAAUUGAGCUCAGAUGCAUCCUGUUUCCAUUGAUCAUCCUUGAGAUGUUUCUACAACUUGAUUGGAGUCCACCUGUGGUAAAUUCAAUUGAUUGGACAUGAUUUGGAAAGGCACACACCUGUCUAUAUAAGGUCCCACAGUUGACAGUGCAUGUCAGAGCAAAAACCAAGCCAUGAGGUCGAAGGAAUUGUCCGUAGAGCUCCGAGACAGGAUUGUGUCUAGGCGCAGAUCUGGGGAAGGGUACCAAAAAAUGUCUGCAGCAUUGAAGGUCCCCAAGAACACAAUGGCCUCCAUCAUUCUUAAAUGUAAGAAGUUUGGAAACAACAAGACUCUUCCUAGAGCUGGCCGCUCGGGCAAAUUGAGCAAUCGGGGGAGAAGGGCCUUGGUCAGGGAGGUGACCAAGAACCCAAUGGUCACUCUGACAGAGCUCUAGAGUUCCUCUGUGGAGAUGGGAGAACCUUCCAGAAGGAGAACCAUCUCUGCAGCACUCCACCAAUCAGGCCUUUAUGGUAGAGUGGCCAGACGGAAGCCACUCCUCAGUAAAAGGCACAUGACAGCCCGCUUGGAGUUUGCCAAAAGGCACCUAAUGACUCUCAGACCAUGAGAAACAAGAUUCUCUGGUCUGAUGAAACCAAGAUUGAACUCUUUGGCCUGAAUGCCAAGCGUCACGUCUGGAGGAAACCUGGCACCAUCUCUAAGGUGAAGCAUGGUUGUGGCAGCAUCAUGCUGUGGGGAUGUUUUUCAGCGGCAGUGUCUGGGAGACUAGUCAGGAUCGAAGGAAAGAUGAAUGGAGCAAAGUACAGAGAGAUCCUUGAUGAAAACCUGCUCCAGAGCACUCAGGACCUCAGACUGGGGUGAAGGUUCACCUUCCAACAGGACAACCACCCUAAGGACACAGCCAAGACAAUGCAGGAGUGGCUUCGGGACAAGUCUCUGAAUGUUCUUGAGUGGCCCAGCCAGAGCCCGGACUUGAACCCGAUCGAACAUCUCUGGAGAGACCUGAAAAUAGCUGUGCAGCGACGCUCCCCAUCCAACCUGACAGAGCUUGAGAGGAUCUGCAGAGAAGAAUGGGAGGAACUCCCCAAAUACAGGUGUGCCAAGUUUGUAGCGUCAUACCCAAGGAGACGCGAUGCUGUAAUCUCUGCCAAAGGUGCUUCAACAAAGUACUGAGUAAAGGGUCUGAAUACUUAUGUAAAUGUGAUAUUUCCGUUUGUUUAUUUGUAUAAAUUAGUAAACAUUUCUAAAAACCUAUUUUUGUUUUAUCAUUAUGGGGUGUUGUGUGUAGAUUGAGGGAAAAAACAAUUUAAUCCAUUUUAGAAUAAGGAUUUAGAGUAACCUAACAAAAUGUGGAGAAAGUCAAGGGGUCUGAGUACUUUCCGAAGGCACUGUAUGACUGUAUUAUGAAAAUGUUUUCUGUUCUAUAUGACAUUUAUCUUAUUUCCUAUGUCUGUGUUUGCUUUGUUGUUGUCACAGAUAUGAUGAUUACUACUACUAUCCUGCUCCUCGCAUGCCACCUCCCAUGCGAGGCAGGGGCCGAGGCGGGAGAGGGGGCUAUGCCUACCCUCCAGACUACUACGGUUACGAGGACUACUACGAUGAUUACUACGGUGGUGGUUACGACUACCAUGACUACCGAGGUGGCUACGACGACCCUUACUACGGGGGAUACGAUGAUGUCUACGCGCCGAGAGGAAGGGGGGGCAGGGUGAGUCGGGGUGCCCCCCCUCCCCCUAGAGGCAGAGGAGCACCACCCCCUCGUGGCAGAGGUGGCUACGUCCAAAGGGGGGCUCCUAUGGGCGUACCGAGGGGGAGCCGUGGGGGCCGGGGAGGCCCGCCCCAGCAGAGGGGCCGUGGCAGCAGAGGUGCCCGGGGGAACCGCGGGGACAACGUGGGCGGGAAGAGGAAGGCUGACGGUUACAACCAACCGGACUCCAAGCGCCGGCAGACCAACAACCAGAACUGGGGCUCCCAACCCAUUGCCCAGCAACCCCUGCAACAAGGUGGCGACUACUCUGGUAACUAUGGUUACAAUAAUGACAACCAGGAGUUUUACCAAGAUUCUUAUGGGCACCAAUGGAAGUAGACAAAACAUGAACGGAUUGGGCUUUGACAGCAACCUUUGAUUGGCUGUGUGUAUAUAUCACCCUUCACAUUCAAAAGAAAUAGAAAAAAAAUAAAAAAUGAAUCAACAUGCAUAAAUAACAUUACCCUUUUGGAAAUAUGGAUUUGUUGCACUACAGUAUGGAGCAAAAUAUGAAUGUACUUACAUAAGCUUGCUUAAUAAUUUGUGCUAAUCCUUUUUUGCUUUGCUUGUGGCUACUUGGGACAUUUUUUACUAUUAUUUUAUUAUUUUUUAAAUUUCUGAUAUUUUUUAUUUUUAUUUUUUAAGCUGGCAUUUACAGGAAAAAUUGGACGAUCGUAAAAAAAAAAAAAAAGAAGAGAGAAAUUCUUUGAGAAAGCAUUUGAAAUCAUGAGAAUCGUUCAGUGACUGGCCACCAACCCCUUCCCAGACCCCCCUCCCCAUUGGACAUUUUCCCUCCCAGAUUUCUGAUAGGUAGGCAUAGGACUUUGCUUGUACAUAAAGGCUUUAAACUGAGAGCUUUAUUUUCAGUUUUGUUGCAGAGGUGGGGAAAAAAGGAGAGGAAAAUUGCACUUUUUCAUGUACCGGAAUAGUUACGUAAAAGUUAUAUGUUUAGCAUUUGUAGAAGUAGACAAACUGUGUUUUUCUAAAACUCUUUUCUCUCAAAUUUGCCCUUUUAGAUAAUGGGUCUGGCAAAACCUUAAUCGCCAAGACAAUUAGCUCUUUGAUGUGUUUGUAUUGAUAAAAAUGUUCUUGUUACAUUUCAAUAAAACUCAACCAUACUUCAUUCAAUUAUCAGCAAUUUCAAAUUCAGCCGUGUCAAGUCGUGUCAUGAUUAGACAAAUUUUGACCUCCAUGUUUGGCCUUGAAUGUGAGUGAUCUGAAUUUUUAAAUGAAAGACACACAAUAACUGCUUUUAUUAAGAUCAAAUAGUUAUUUGACUGAUGUUUUGCUAUUCCGUUUUGGGCAUCUUUACACCAAAUAGUGUAAAGUGACAUCACCUGGCAAUUCACCCUAAUGUGCUCUUUCCCCUCCAUUACCCAGCAAUAGAAAUAGUACAGCAUCUUUUUCUUCUUUUUUUUAUCCUUUUGAUUUCUUAUUUAGCUACCCUCCCAUAUUUAUUACAACUUAACAGUUUUAUUUAGUGUUUUGUUUGUUUAAGUUUCUCCUUUUAUUCCGAAUUACCCCAGGUGAAGACGCGAGAACGGCAGCGCUUGAGUGAGUGAGGAACACAUCUAUUCUCUGCUGUGUUCUUCCCCAAAGAAGGGUGAGCCUGGUUUACCUCUUCACCGCUAAACUGGCGCUACUCUCCUCUGCUGAGGGGCCUCAGCCCACUUCACUUGUUUUGCUCAUUAAAAUAAUGCACCAGUUUGAUUACAUCAGCUAG
Molecule: messenger RNA, 10949 nt
Organism: Coregonus sp. 'balchen'
Lineage: Eukaryota; Metazoa; Chordata; Actinopteri; Salmoniformes; Salmonidae
Source: the annotation of a GenBank genome assembly